This is a messenger RNA of Leishmania major strain Friedlin, 1308 nucleotides long. RefSeq lists its product as hypothetical. The coding region runs from base 1 to 1308 and encodes 435 amino acids. The record is from RefSeq and is a predicted model, not a curated record. Lineage: Eukaryota; Euglenozoa; Kinetoplastea; Trypanosomatida; Trypanosomatidae. The transcript has a single exon.
AUGCAGGUUCUGUCGGAGGCGACCCCCAUGACCAACGGUGAGGUGUACGCCUUGCUGCGCCGUCGCCGCGAUGAGCGAAACGCGGCGCGGCACCCACCCUUUGGACUGCAGCCCGUGCUCGCCGACAGCCACCAGCGUGCGGCGGUCGCCACCGGCGCUGCGGCAGCAACCGCGGUAGCGCCAUCAGCACCGGCGUCCGCGUCAGCUAUAUCAAGAGCAGCGUCGGUGAUGAGCCACAACAGCGUCGGGCAGCACAGCGGCAGCAAGGCAGCCCCGGCAGGGGCCAUUGAAAGUGCUGCCUCCGCAGCAGCGGCGUCGACCGCCAGUAUUCUCGCCUCACCUUCCUCCGUACACCUGGUCGUGCUCCUCACAGAGGUGACCAUGCUCAACUACAUUGCAAAUCACUCCUCUCUGCUGCUUGAAUCAGCAAGGCCGACGCCGGCUGGCGUGCGAGUGCGCACGUGUACGCCGCGCGACGUGUAUGGGCCUACGUCGGUGUACAACCGGGUCGUCGGCACCGAAGGUCGAAGUGAUGCCGCUGUAGGGGCGUCGGCAACGGCCGCGGGCUCGCUGUUGGAUGCGGAGCUCGUGUCAUCGUGCUACGCCAAGUUGGCCUCCCACCGCCCAGGGACACGCGGACACGUCCGCGGCGUCGAGGAGCUGCUGGAGCACUUCGAAGAGGUGGGGCGUGCGCAGGAGCGCCUCUACGCGGCAGGAGUGCGCCGCGCGGUGCAGCAACUUUGGCGCCGGCGGCUGUGGGUGCCGGCGGAGGGCCUGUACCCGCCGCCAUCUCCACCGUUCGCAACGACAGCACCGUCGCUGAGCAACGGUAGCGCGCUGGUGAAAGCCGAGCCGGUCGCCGAGGAGGACGUUGACGGCACAGCGGAGGCGGUGCAGAGGUUGUCGCAGGACAAGGCAGCCAGGCAGAGCGGUGCUGGAGAAACGAACCACGACGCCGAAGGUGCGCAGCCCACCAACGCGUCGCAUCUGGUGACGCCGUUGCUGCUCGAGCCUACUCCGCUGUGGGGCCCAGCGGCGAGGAACGGUGGUGGCAAGGGUAGCGUAGAUGGCGGUGCGGCUACCGCGAGCAUGGCGCACAGUCCGCUCAGCUAUCACGUUCAGCUGCAGCUGCAGCAGGCGAGUCGGUCUCUGCUGUCGGAGGCCGAAGUGCUCCAACUCGUCGUAGGCCGGCCGCAGCGUGCACUGGACGUGUACCGACUGCUGGACGACGUCGAUGACCGUCUGCAGUACAGGGAAGAGGCGGUGAACGCCUUCGUGGAGGCCGUGACUGGCGUCUUCGCCGAAUGA